Molecule: messenger RNA, 2853 nt
Organism: Alternaria burnsii
Lineage: Eukaryota; Fungi; Ascomycota; Dothideomycetes; Pleosporales; Pleosporaceae
Product: homeobox and c2h2 domain-containing transcription factor protein
Exons: 6
Coding region: 1-2853 (950 amino acids)
Biological process (GO): regulation of DNA-templated transcription
Molecular function (GO): DNA binding
Source: RefSeq, a predicted model, not a curated record
AUGGCUACUCCUAGUGCAGCCUUCGAUAUGGCAGACUUUGUCGAUUUUGGGGAAGCAAGCAUGCCCAAUGUGUCACAAGAAACCGAUCACAGCGUAUCAGGAACCUUGCUGCAACAAAGCGUUCCAUCAGAUGACGACUCUGGAGCUUUGGAGCAAUCCAACAGUGCUCAACCUACGAGUACAGACUUCAACACAGACUUUAGCAGCUGGCUUCCACGAUACCAGAAGCCUGCUCAUCCAUGCGAAUACUGUCGAUCGAGAUCACUGGAGUGUUUCGUCUAUAACUCCGAUGGCUCAAAGCAAACCGGAUGCUCCCCAUGCAACGCUUUGUUCCGACCAUGCAGCUUCAGCAACCCCGAGAGGAUGCCAGGUAUGCGGCAGAGGACUGCACUAGACACCUUAGAUGUCGUGGCCGAGAACGAUACGCGACACUUUGGUGGACUUACGGGCAAGAAGCAGAUGCGAUCGCUGGGUCAUCUUGGCCCAAUCGAAGAUGGGAAAGAGGAUGACGAAGGUCUUAAGAAGGGUGCCGCAGGUGCUCGCUUUCCUCGAGCCGCUGUCAAAGUACUGAAAGAUUGGAUGCUGAUGCAUAUCGAUCAUCCUUAUCCUACCGACGAAGAAAAGGAGGAUCUGAAGCAGCAGACCGGCCUGUCGCUCAACCAAAUCUCUAACUGGAUGGCCAACACACGGCGAAGGCAGAAGAAUCGACCCAAGCGAAGCGCAUCGCCGAGCCUUCGACCUUCGACAGAGGCUAUCAAUAUCCCAGCAGGCAAGACCUGGGAAACUUUGAAUCCUUUUGAACGAUGGAAACACUCCCCCCCUGAGAACGAACCGGCGCCACUGGAAGCUAUUGCCCACGCAGUUGAAACCUUUGACCCACCAGAAUCUGCGAGUCUGAGUAGCAGCUACCGUAAAGAUGGCUCUAACAACAGCACUGGAAGCUUCUCAGUAUUUAGAGCACCGUCUAUCUCGUCUUUGGAGACUGGUCUCACGCAAAUGUCUUCCGGCUCUCUUGGAUCUCGCAACUCAGCUUACUCGCAUGGAUCACGGCACUCUCUAGGCUCCUUGAACAGUCUGAAGUCAAAGGAGAGGCGGAGGCGUCGCCGUCUCCCUACCCGAGCAGCGAAGGCUAGUCCUGAUGAGGGUCAACGUAUCUUCCAGUGCACGUUCUGCACUGAUGCCUUCAAGUCCAAGUAUGACUGGUCCCGCCACGAGAAAAGCCUUCACUUGUCUCUGGAGAAGUGGUUAUGUGCACCAAUUGGAGAGGUUGUCGCCGACAAGGCUACCGGAAAGUCCAGAUGUGUCUACUGUGACGAGCUGGAUCCCAGUAAGGACCAUUUGGCGGCGCACAACCACUCGGCUUGCUACGAGAAAGGCCCAGAGUCUCGAACCUUCUACAGGAAAGACCAUCUUCGACAGCAUCUGCGACUCAUGCACGGUUGCAAGAUGAUCGCGAGUAUGGAUACAUGGAAGUCCGAAGCCCAAUACAUCAAAUCCCGUUGCGGUUUCUGCGGGAUGAACUUUGACAAGUGGGAAGAUCGUACCGCCCAUUUGGCAAAGGAGUUCCGAAAUGGCGCAAGCAUGAAGAACUGGAAGGGAUGCAGAGGCUUAGACCCUCAUGUCGCCAUCCAUGUGACCAAUGCUAUGCCGCCGUAUCUUAUCGCUAACGAGAGUAAAUCUCCGUUUCCCUUCUCCGCCAGCAACACCACCAGCCUCAAGCAACUCAACCUGUCGGUGGAGAACAGGGAUCUUGAGUAUCUUCUGCCCAACUUUGAUAUCAACACCGCGACAAACAAUAUAUCCACUGCAUACGAGACCGGAAGUGAUCCUUCAACAAUUGGACCUAUCGUCUUGACAACACCCAAAGAUUAUUCCUCCUCAGAGUCGCCAACCAACAACCCCAAUGCAACUUGCUGGGAGAUCCUUACACUGCAACUGGGACGCUUCGCACGAGAGUAUAUCGACAAGCAUGGAGCAGGAACCUUGACCGACGAGAUGCUACAGAAGGAAUCACGUCGUAUCCUGUAUGACGAUGACGAUCCAUGGAACCAGACCUCUGCCGACAACCCUGAGUGGUUGAACCUGUUUAAAAAGGCCCACGGGAUCGACUCCCAAGCCCCAGUACAAAAUAUUAAUGGAAAGCACGAGAUUUUUGAAGAUCUCGGUAUCAACUACGGCUCUGCUGUGGACCCAAGCUUCGAUGCGGACAACGUUUUCCGCUGCACUUCCAUGGCCCAGGACGACCCGAUGCGCGCCAUCUCCUACGAAUUCGCGCUGUCUGGCUCUACCAACUUCAUUCAAGGACAUGCACGAAACCUCUCCUCAGGUCGCGAAACACCCUACAGUAUACCGGGGCUAAGUGGAUCGCCUACCUCACCAGCCUCUUACGCCCCCAUUACAAAGACCGCCAGUACAGACAACCUCCUGGGUGUAUACGAGCCCAUCUCAGAACUUUCAUGCACAGCAGCAGGUAGCGCAGGUCCCUGCUUCGGCGAACAUGGCGAGAUUGGGUUCUCUACGAAAACUGCGGGGUCGCCGAAGAGGAGGUACUGGCUUGACGAAACGAACGCGCAUAUGGCGCCCUUCACAACCAGCGCAGCCGCACAUCCUAUCCUUGACUGCCCGACUGCUGGUGAGUCUACCGUCGACGAUUUCCAAUUCCCGUCCUGGGAUCAGUUACCCGAGGAUUUGCAAAACCCGACGAGUAGUGCAGACUAUAACUCUGCCAUUUCAAUUGCUACUACCGGGGUCAGCAUGUCGGCGGUGGAGGGCGCUGCAUCGAUGCCUUGGGAUGAUAUGGAUUUUGCUAUGGACUUGGAUAUGGAUGUGGAUAUGAAUCUGAAUCAAGCAUGA